UAGUUUAGAUAGGAUUUAAAUGAACAUUAUAUGGUAGUAUUGAUAUCACAUAUCUAAAUAAUGCUAGUGGGUAUAACCUUUUUCUGAUUCCUUUAGACUGUUCAUGCGUGCUGUUGUUUUAUCCUAAACCUAACUAACAGUAACAAUGCCUUGAGGCAAAACUAACUUCAACUCUGCUUGGCUAGUUAAGCUGGACAAUAAUGGUUCAAUUCUUAGUGAUUGGUGUCAGCAAGAUCCAUCAAAUCCCUUUUCUGAAUUCUGCAUCGUAUGUUCCAAGAGGAUAUUAUGUUCUAACAGUGGUGUGCAGCAAAUAUUGAAUCAUGCUGAUGGACAAAACUACACACAAAUGGUAGCAAAGCAUCCAAAUGUAAUUCUCAGAAGUUGCACUUCACGAAACCUGUCCCUGUACCAUCAACUAGUCGCCAAGCAGAAACUCUGUUGGCAUUCAAGGUGGCAUCCUGUGGUCUUUUAUACAGCAUGUAUGAUGUUUUUCUAGUUCUUUUUAGGGCUAUGUUUCCUGACCAAGUGACUGAUGACUUUAGUAUGAGUAAGACCAAAGCGUCUUAUUUGAUAUUGGAUAGUAUUGGACCAUUUCUAAAAAAAACUUUUUUAGUACAUCAAUUUCAGCAAGGCUGCUUAUACUGUUCAGUUUGAUUAAACUGGGAUUUGCCAAGACAAAAACAGUGUGACAUUUUCUUAAGGUUUUGGAAUUUAAAGAAAAAAGACAUAUCUACAAUCUAGUUGCAAUAAUUCAACUCUAAGCUUUAUAGCCCAAUGGGCUGCUUAGAGUUGCAAUGCGCUCUCUCUUGUCCAUGGGUGCAAAAUGUUAUCAACAAUGCAAGGGCUAAGGAACACUGACUUUGUAACCUGUUGAGAGGAAAUGAAACAUAUGCUGAAAUCCAGUUUCUGACAAAUGCUGGACCAUUAUUUAAAACUUUCCAUCAAUCAAAAUCCAGAACCUCUCAUUCAUGUGCUUUACUCUGAAGCUGCAGCUCUGCGGAAAUCAAUCAUGUCAUGCUUCAUAAUGUUUCAUAUUGUAAAAAAUUGUACAGGAAGACUUUUGUUUGACAUUGAUGUCAAAAACAAAGAUCAUUGUGUAGAUGUACAUACACUGAAGGUUGGUAGUGACACUAGGAAAACUUUGUCUUCGUUGACCAUGGAAGUAAAAAAAGGUUUUUAUUUGUCAUGAGAGCUUUCUACCAGACUGUAGUUGCCUACCUACAGAAGAAUUUGCCUACCUACAGAAGAAUUUGAAUCACGAUCUGAUCAGGGGAGCCAAAUGUCUCCACCCAGAGGUACGGGACCAGGACCAUGUACAGAAGCUGUUGACUGUUCUGUGCAAUGCCCUGCCAACAGUGCCUGAUAGGGAUGUUUCUUCCAUCACAGAUGAAUGGAAAGUAUUAAGAGCUAAAGGGAUCUCUAAAACUGAAACUUACGAUGAAAAUGAACACUUAAAAAGAAUAGAUUACUAUUGGAGAUAUGUUCUCAGCAUCAAAAACAAAGCAGGAGGAUUGAAGUAUCCAAACUUGUGUAAAAAUGUGCAAACAACCCUGUGCAUAACCCUUGGGAACGCAGAUGUAGUGAGAAGUUUGUCGAUCAACAAAAAGAUCCUGACUCCUGAACAAGCAUGUCUGUCUGUGGAAUCCUUUAAUGGGCUGAGAAUGAUAAGAUACAUUGUUAGCAUGUAUGGUGUUGUUACUGAUGUUCCAAUAAGUAAAGAACAUUUACAAGUGUUUGGCAAGCCAAAAAAGAAAUAUUCAGAGAGAACUGAAGCUGAAAAGGAAGAUAAAUUAUUGAGAGAUAAACAAGCAAGUUUAGAUAAACAAGCUAAAGAAAGAGAGACAUAACUUGUAAAGAAGCAGCAAGAAAGGAAGAGAAAGUUGAAUGAAAAAGAAAAAGACGUGGAGAUUAAAGAAAAGGGUCUUUCAGAGGAUCUGAAAAGGGAUAAUGAGCUAAUGGAUGAAGCUUAUGGAAUACUUGCAGCAGCUAUUAAAGCAAAUGACUUCAAAGAAUUCAACAUUUCACAGCCCAUGAUUAAAGUAGCAAAACUGAACUGUAAGAAAGCAACUAAGGCUGUAGAAAAGUGCAAAGAGGAAAGAGAUGAAAUUGAAAAAAAUAUGAAUGCUUUAUAUGUAGAUAUUAUUAACACUUGCUAGCUGCUCUGAAUAUGCUUCUGGAGUUUACCCAACUUAAUUUGUGUUUGAAGAAUAUAGUUCUUUUGAUAAUGUGAACCUUAAUGCUUGAGUACAAACUAAUGUAUGUCAUGUGUUAUAAUUGAGUUAGCUGUGUGCUAUGAGAUUAUCUCAAUAAUGCUAAAACAUUUUGAAAAAUAUGUUUCUGUUAUAAUGUUACUAAUACAAUACAAUAAAAAAACAUUUAAGCUGUGAGCAUCAGAUGGCUGCACAUUUUAACUACAGAAGCUUGGCAUGCAACAGCAACUAAGAUACCUACAACAAAUUAGCUUUCGGAAUGGAAAUGAAUUCAACAAGUAUCUUCCUUGUGUGGAUUCUCUGCAGUUUACGACUUUCAAUGGAUCUGGUGCAAUCCGAUGAAAUGCCUGUUGAUUGCACCGUUACCUCACAUCCCGAGAGGCGGAUUAAACUAUAUAUAAGAACCAACAAAACAUUCGAUGCACAAUAUGUCGUCCAAAUGCUAGUUCAGAAGUUAUCACCUGCUUUUAUGGAGUAAAAGACUGCAAACAUUUACCCGAUAAUUAUAGUUCCAAUCGUACGUCGACACAUACUACUCUAAUCAUCCGAAAUGAAACGAACAAUUUCAAUGUGUCAUGCUACAACCCACACAAUACCAGAGCUACACGCACACAUCUAGAGAUCCCAUUUGGCUGUAACACUACAAAAUCAGAUGGUGUUACCGCAGCGACAAAUGUUGAAGGACAAAGUAACAAUUAUAAGGAUGGAAUUAUAAUUGGAUCAGUUACUGGCGUCGUCGUUACCUGUGUUAUUUGUGUGGUACUAUUGGUGAACCGUCGAUAUAUAGGAUCAAAAUUAGCAAAGUUCUGUCAACCUCGGAAACAAAAUGAAAUGCAGAGUCAGAGCGGAAAUUAUUGUGGUGACAGUAACCCAUCUACAGAAUUGCAGCAGCUUGUACAACCAUCCGACCAGGAACAAAGACAGGUUGAUUCUGAUUGUGUAGUGGAGAGCAAUCCAACUGGAACAAAUGGGUGUGCUGCGCAACAAACAAAUGUGGCAACACACGAAAAGGUUGACAACGCAAAUGGAACAACUGCUUCAGUCAAAAAUGGCGUUGGUGGUGAAAAUAAGAAACAAUCUUUACUCGAAAGCGAUGAAGAAUGUUUUGCCAUAGGUGAAGGACCAGCUGGAUCAACUAGAAACGCUGAAGAUGAACUAUUGAAUUCAACACUCGAGUCACUCGAAAUAAGUGCCGUUGCAUAUUCGCAAGAUGACAACGAGCUAGGAAGUGAUCAACUUGACGAUACAAUUUUGGAAAACGAAAAGAUGGUUGACUAUCAAAAGGUGCUUGAUCAGUGUGGUUAUACAGAGUUAAUGAACAUGCUUGAUGAAAACAACAACAAGUGGAGAGAUAUCAAAAUUAGCAUUGCCAUAACUGGUCAAUCGGGAAGUGGAAAAUCAAGUUUUAUUAACGCAUUGCGAGGUCUUAAAGACGAAGACAAAGAUGCUGCCGAGACUGGCUGUGUCGAAACCACUAUAUACCCAAAACCUUAUCCGCACCCUGACAACAAAAAUCUUGUUUUGUGGGAUUUGCCCGGAGUUGGAACCAGAAACAAUCCGCAGGAAACGUAUCUGCAAACGGUAAACUUCAAAAAGUAUGACUUCAUCAUUCUAGUAUCUUCAAACCGUUUCACUGAACACGAUACCUAUUUGGCAAAACAUAUACAAUUUAAAUUUGAUGACCCACACUUGUUUUUUGUUCGGUCAAAAAUUGAUGUUGAUUUAGAAAACAAACAGAAAGGGAGAAGGAUACCGAUGACAGAAAAGUCACGGCAAGAAACAUUGGAUGAAAUUAAAAAGAACUGCGAUGAGAACCUGAUGAAAGAUAAAAUACAAAGCCCGCUUGUUUUUAUGAUAAAUAACCAUGAUACGCACACUUUCGACUUUAAAACGCUUGCAAAUACUCUAGUUGAUAAAGUGAAGGAAUUGAAAAGAGAUGCACUUGUACUUUCAAUUGCACCAUUUACGGAAAAGAUUGUAGAUGCGAAGGUCGAUGCUUUAAAUCGACGACUCAACGAUGUAGCAGGGUGUGCGGCUGUGGCAGCUUUGCAUUCAAAACGAGAAGAGGGUGAACGGUUAGAAAUUGACAUUUUAAAGAAGGAAAUGCUAAUGUACAAAAGACAACUCGGGAUCGAUACGCAUUCUCUGAACGUUGUUGCAGGCAAGUUCAAGAAAGAUAUUCAAGAGAUUUACAUUGCAUUAAAUUCUGAAACGCAUGCAAUAUUGCGAAAGUUUGAUGACUAUUGUGCAAGGGCCGACAAAGUCGUUCCAUCUGAAUUGCAUGGUUUACAAGUUUUAAAAAAUAAUGAGAAACUAUACGAGAGAUAUCAGAGACAAUGGUCUUCUGUUCUGAAAAAAAUCUUACAUCUAUGCAUUAAAGAGAACAUAACCCUUCAAAGAAAAAUAGUGGAAUGGUCGCACACUUAACCCUUGACUCGUUAUAUCGUACGCAAUUAGAAAUAUUUAAUUUAUCAAAGGUAUCAACUGUAUAGAAAUUAAAAAUGACGAAGGGUAUCAGAAAAACAGUUAAUUACUGAAAACGUAAGAUUCCAUAAGUUUAAAGUUUGUUAAAUACGGGUGUAAACUGUCCAAUUUAGGAGUUGGAAGUUCAAACAGAAAAAAAUAUUUGAUUACAAUAAAAAAAAGUAUCCAUGAUCAACAACGUAUUUUAUUAAAGAGCAUGUGACUUCUAGUUGUUUAGGUGUACGUCUGCAAUUAGGCGCCUUUACAAUAUGAAGCUUUCUGCAAUCUUGCAUAUAUUUUCGCACAAAAAUAUGUAUUGCUAUUUGACAGCAGCUCCCUGCGGUAAAUGUGAACCUUAUCAUGUGUUUGCGUGUUGACUCUAAAUAACAAUGCAAUAAAUUGUACAAAAUAUGUAUUGCUAUUCAUAACUUUUCAAGAGUGAGUUUAGGCAUGUGAUAUGCUACGAUAUUGCUCAAUUUCGUUUAGAGAAGUGAUUGAUGUUGCAUGUUGCGCUGUGACACCACAAUGGUAACAUUCUCUAAAAUAUCAAAAUACAAUCUCCAAAUUGAUUUCAUAACACCAUAAUUUGAUAAUACUUGUAUUUCCUUCAUUUAAAACGACAUCAGAAAUGUUGUUAUUCUGUGACCCUAUUGCAUAUUAAACAAUUGUGUUAUUAAAAUGCAAUUAAAUCGAAUUUAAUUUCUUUUAUUUGCUUGUUAGUGUUAAUAAGCAUGUAAGGUUAUUUUGUAUUUGAACGUGUAUGUUGUUGAUUGUAUCCUGGUUAAAUUCGAGGUUCGACACGUCAUUCAAGCGGUUGAUACAAUCGAAAAUUGUAUAUAAUGCGUAUUCAAUUUGACGGUUAUGACCGCAUGCAUCGAGAUUAAGAGGUUAUGAACACUGUUCUUUGAAAAUCAAUAAAAGUGUCUACAUUUCAAAGUUUACCCAAAUGAGCUAGUACAUAUUAUUGCAUAAAAAGCACCACUGUUAAAUUUGGUGAAAUAAAUGCAUGACUUCAAACAGAAGCUGUUUUGUUCUUUGCAACAACUUGUUCUUUCGUAUUUUGAAUAGUAUGCAUAGCAACUUUAACAUGAAAAUAUUUCAUUUAUAAAUUUUGGUUUAACAUGUGGAUGUGUUUUCUGUAAAUAGUUUUUUAUCGGUCAAAAAUGACAUUGUGCAAAUAAUUUAGCUCUGUAUUAAGUGUCUUUUUUAAUGAACGACGCUUUGUAUAAGUAUGGAUUUAUGUUUAUUUUUGAUAAAAUCUAAUACAAAUAUGCAAUCCGUUUACUAUGAAAUGUAAAGAUUAAAGACAUAAUACGUUUCAUUAUAAAUCGGUAUUAGCAAUAUCACUGAUGACGCCGGAAACUAAAAAAAAAUAUUAUUGUGAAUGGUGCCCUUACAUGUUUUGUCAUAGCAACGCAAAACGAAGAAAUGGAACAGUCUUGUGUACAUCAUACAAUUAACAGUAGUUGUAUAAAGUAACAUAACAUAAUAUUUAAAUAAUAAAAAGUUUAUUUCGGUCAGUAAUGCUUGGUUGCUGUUGAACAUUUUUGAUUAAGUUGGUUUUUGUUAUGUUGUUUUUUAAAUAAAAUAUGUAUAUUUUUGUAAUAAAUAUGUAUCGCACGAACUUAUAUAUGACUGAUAAAUCUUCUGUUAAUGAACACAGCUUCCAUACAUAAUUUUGACUGUCUCGAUUUCGUAUGCAAUGUAAUGCCGAAAUUCAAAAAUGUGUGUUUCUUAUAAAUGAAAGUGACAAUGACUCGGUACAUCAAGUGGUCAGAACGAGAACCAAAUUGGUUUAUGUCUGCGUUAAAAGUUUUGUUUGAUGUCUUACUCAUUACGAACAGUUAGGCAGAAAUUGUUGUCCGUUUUGAAAUUGUUUUGUGUUGUAUGUGUACAGGAUUGAACUAAAUGUGAAUGUUAAUAAACCAAUACUUUUUAA
Molecule: messenger RNA, 6612 nt
Organism: Dreissena polymorpha
Lineage: Eukaryota; Metazoa; Mollusca; Bivalvia; Myida; Dreissenidae
Product: interferon-inducible GTPase 1-like
Exons: 12
Coding region: 3042-4637 (531 amino acids)
Cellular component (GO): membrane
Molecular function (GO): GTP binding
Source: RefSeq, a predicted model, not a curated record